AUGCAGGUGUCUCACCUGGAGAACUCGAGUCACAACUGGAGGAUUUGCCCAGCUAGCAACCCUUAUUAUCCCAUUAAAGAGAGUGAUUUGGCCAUGGGUCCCUUUUUCCCCGCGGAAGAACGUCUGGAUAUCGCUACGCCUACGUCCAUGUUCUACGUUGAAGACCUCCGGAUACUCGCAGGCAGACCAAAAGCUGAGGAGAGUAACGUCUUCGGAUAUAUAUUGGCUUUCGAUUGGAUGGUUUGGAUGUUCCUGAUGAUAACGUUGUGCACGAUAACUGUGUUGACGGCAGCAAUCAAAGGUUGUGAACGUCGGGGCAAAUUCUGUCUGAAAGAAAUGCUCCGCAACAUGAGUGACGUCUUCUGGCAGUAUGUGGAGAACUUGUUCUUCGAAGCAUCAGCGGAAGUGCCAGAGAAGACAUCUCUCCGGGUAGUCUCCGCUACCUGGUGGAUCGCUGUCGUCGUCCUCAUGAAUGCCUUCUGCGGUCACCUGCGGGCUUGUCUCAUGAUCAAGUCCGAAGUGGAGAAAAUCAACACCGUACGCCAACUAAUAGAGAGGCCUCGAACAGUGCCUUACAUGUGGAAAGGAACGUCAUAUGUCGGCAUGGUAGCGCACUCUUCCAAUGAGUACCUGCAGCAGAUAGGACGUGUGGUGCACGAAUCAAACACCGCCCAGCCGUCUUCAGUUCUGUACGGACCGAAGCUGCUGUCACGCAUCGUUGCCGGCAAGGCCGUCAUCAUAACUGACAGGACGUCCCUGGUCUUCCGGGUGUCCAGCACUUGCCGAAUCUUCGACGACGGAGAGUUUUACCUGGCCGAGGAAAGUCUCGUGUCUCACCCUCUCAAUAGCUUCGUCCGCAAGGACAUGGAUCCCAAGCUCCGGGAUGAUAUCAACCGAGUGAUUCGUCGCUUGGUGGAAGCUGGCCUGGUGAAUUACUGGUGGAGGAGCGCGGCGGGGGACAUGUCCACUUGCAGCGCGGGAUCUCAAAGCGAAUCCGCCGAUACCCUGGCCUUCUCAGACAUGUUGGCCGUCUUUGUCUUGUUACUAGUUGGUGUUCUCUUUGCCGUGGUUGCACUUGUGGUAGAGUUGUUCUGCAGCCGUCGCAAGAGAGUUACGUAAAGCGAAGACGACCCAUAUCCCCAGAUAGACC
Ornithodoros turicata is the source of this 1150-nucleotide messenger RNA. Its product is annotated as glutamate receptor 2-like. Gene Ontology annotation, cellular component: membrane. The transcript is spliced from 6 exons. Bases 1 to 1119 code for a protein of 372 amino acids. Gene Ontology annotation, molecular function: ligand-gated monoatomic ion channel activity. The record is from RefSeq and is a predicted model, not a curated record. Lineage: Eukaryota; Metazoa; Arthropoda; Arachnida; Ixodida; Argasidae.